This is a messenger RNA of Colletotrichum orchidophilum, 840 nucleotides long. RefSeq lists its product as uncharacterized. The transcript has a single exon. The record is from RefSeq and is a predicted model, not a curated record. NCBI's taxonomy places the organism in Eukaryota, Fungi, Ascomycota, Sordariomycetes, Glomerellales, Glomerellaceae. Bases 1 to 840 code for a protein of 279 amino acids.
AUGGCUACGCGAUCUCUAGUUGUUGGAGGAACCGGCGGUAUUGGCUACGCCAUAGCCUGCCGCCUCGCCGCAGCCUCGGCCUCAUCACAAGUGACCAUCAGCGGCCGCACCGAGCCCAAAGACCUCCCCCAUCCCAACAUCAAAUUCCGCCCCUUGGACGCCUCGUCCAUGCGCUCCAUCAAGCGAUACACGGACGACAUCAAAUCACUACAAGACCAGCAGCUCGACCUCCUCGUCCUCACGCAGGGCAGUCUCACCAUGGCAGGCCGGAACGAGACGUCUGAAGGCAUCGACCGCAAGAUGGCCCUGCACUACUACGGCAGGCAGCUGCUCAUCCGCGAGCUGAGCCCCAUCUUGAAGGACGACGCCAAAGUUCUCAUCGUCCUAGACAGCACCCGUGGGAGCCCGACGAAGCUCAUCUGGGACGAUUUGGACCUGAAGAAGAACUUUAGCCUGCAAAACGCGGCAAACCAUUGCCUGUCCAUGACGGAUGCUGUGAUCCAGGCGUAUGCGAAUGAGAACAAGGGCAAGAAGCAGCACUUCAUCCAUGCAUACCCGGGCCUCGUGCAGACCAACAUCUUCCACACAAUGCCGUGGUAUCUUCGGGCUCCGACACGGAUCCUGACGAGUGUUGCAGGUGUGCCGGCGGAUACUUGCGCGGAAAAACUCCUAAAGGGAGUGAACGAAGCAUCGGAGAAGGAUGGCAAGUUUUGGAGCUGUAUCGAUCAGAAUGGUAAGGUGGUUGAUAAUAAGGCUAUCUGGACUGAGGAGGAUCUUCAAAAGGUCACAGAUCAUACCUGGAAGACAAUUGACGAAGCUCUUGCAGUACCCAGCGAGUAG